Molecule: messenger RNA, 1345 nt
Organism: Lentinula edodes (shiitake mushroom)
Lineage: Eukaryota; Fungi; Basidiomycota; Agaricomycetes; Agaricales; Omphalotaceae
Product: WD40-repeat-containing domain protein
Exons: 8
Coding region: 16-948 (310 amino acids)
Biological process (GO): mRNA splicing, via spliceosome
Cellular component (GO): catalytic step 2 spliceosome
Molecular function (GO): protein binding
Source: RefSeq, a predicted model, not a curated record
UGACUAAGAUCUCUCAUGGCCCCAUCCCGAGGCCCGUUACCCCUCGCUCGAACUCUCCAUGUAACUCUUGAUGGGCACAAGGGCCCAGUCAAUGUUGCUCGCUAUGCAAAAGGCUCUGCAAAAUACAUUCUCACUGGCGGUCAAGAUCGUACAGUAAGGCUCUGGAAUGCCAGCCUCGGGACCGAAAUCAAGGCGUUCAAUGCUCAUGGCUAUGAAGUUUUAUCUAUUGCAGUGGCUCACGAUAAUGCCAAAUUCGUAUCUUCUGGAGGCGAUCGUUCCGUAUUUGUCUGGGAUGUUACGUCGGGAACGACAACGCGCAGGCUUCCAGGACAUAUGGGUAAGAUAAAUGCCGUCGAAUUCAACGAGGACGCGAGUAUAGUAGCUAGUGGUUCAUUCGAUUCGACCGUCAGACUAUGGGACCUGAGAGCCCAGUCUCGUUCGCCUAUACAGAUCCUGGAAGAAGCCAGGGACGCGAUCCAAACGAUACACAUCGAAUCCACCUCAAUUACAACAGGCUCUGUCGACGGACAUGUUCGGACGUACGACCUUCGGAAAGGUGAAUUGCGGUCAGAUUACAUUGGCCACCCCGUUACUGCUGUAGUGCCUACGCAAGACUCACAAACAUUUCUAGUUACAACCCUAGACUCGCACAUUCGUCUCAUCGAUGCAACCAACGGCAAGAUGUUGAACGAUUUUAUAGGACAUACCAAUUCCUCUUAUCGAUGCAGAGCUUGCUUUGGACUUGGGGAAGCGACCGUUGUAUGCGGAGAUGAGGAUGGCAUGGUAUGGGCUUGGGAUUUGUUAGACGCAAAACUAUUGCAACCCAACCCUCCGCCAAAGGUGCACAGUAAGGUCAUCACUUGGACUGAACACCACCCAUCCGACGCAGGCGAAAUGAUUACUUCUAGUGCAGAUGGAACAUGCAAAGUAUGGCGAUUGAACACAUAACAGGUGGAUACGUGAAAUUCUUCUCUGUGAAUAUAUAGAUACAGCUUUCACACCAGUAGCUAUUGUCGGUCCCGAUUGAGAGGACGUUCACCGCUUCAUUUGAUUCUGAGCCUCUACACACACAAAUAUGUUAGCAACAUUCUGUACGGCAUUGAUAGAACGAUCAGGGAAUACCUCUGCGUGUUGCAUCCUCUAGUAGCUGUGUGUCAACAUGCUCUGCUGGCAAUUGCACGUAACGAACGACAGAUCCACGAAUGAAGCAGUUUUUCACGGCCAUCAUAUGUGGAUGUCUGGCUUCGUCCAAUACGGUGAUAUUGUCAAGUCGUAUAUUCAGAAAUUGGUCGACCGAUUUGAGUACACCGGUAAUCGAGAGAUCAUUCUUGAGCUCGACAGUGAC